Molecule: messenger RNA, 228 nt
Organism: Hymenoscyphus albidus
Lineage: Eukaryota; Fungi; Ascomycota; Leotiomycetes; Helotiales; Helotiaceae
Source: the annotation of a GenBank genome assembly
AUGAGAAUAUUUAAAAGUCAUCCAUUAUUAAAAUUGGUUAAUUCAUAUAUAAUCGACUCACCACAACCCGCUAACUUAAGUUAUUUAUGGAACUUCGGUUCUUUAUUAGCGGUUUGUUUAAUAAUACAAAUAGUUACAGGUGUAACUUUAGCUAUGCAUUAUAAUCCGAGUGUUUUAGAAGCCUUUAACUCCGUAGAGCAUAUUAUGCGUGAUGUGAACUUUGGUUGA